GUCUUCCUCUUCCUUUCCGCGGCCAGAAAAGCACCACGAUGGUCCGCUACUCGCUCGACCCCGAGAACCCGACUAAGUCGUGCAAGGCCAGGGGGUCCAAUCUCCGGGUUCACUUCAAGAACACCCGUGAGACCGCCCAGGCUAUCAAAGGCAUGCACAUCCGCAAAGCCACCAAGUUUUUGAAAGAUGUAAUGAUUAAACACCAGUGUGUUCCUUUCCGUCGCUACAAUGGGGGUGUCGGCAGGUGUGCCCAGGCCAAGCAGUGGGACUGGACACAAGGUCGCUGGCCCAAGAAAAGUGCGGAGUUUCUCCUGCAUAUGUUGAAGAACGCGGAGAGCAAUGCCGAGCUCAAGGGGCUCGAUGUGGACUCCCUGGUCAUCGAGCACAUCCAGGUCAACAAGGCCCCCAAGAUGCGCAGGCGAACCUACCGCGCUCAUGGCCGUAUCAACCCCUACAUGAGUUCCCCCUGUCAUAUCGAGAUGAUCCUCACUGAGAAGGAGCAGAUUGUUCCGAAGCCUGAGGAGGAGAUUGCUCAGAAGAAAAAGGUUUCCCAGAAGAAGCUGAAGAAGCAGAAGCUGAUGGCACGGGAAUAAGUGUAUAUAAAAUAAAAGUGAAUUUCA
Molecule: messenger RNA, 620 nt
Organism: Paramormyrops kingsleyae
Lineage: Eukaryota; Metazoa; Chordata; Actinopteri; Osteoglossiformes; Mormyridae
Gene: rpl17
Product: ribosomal protein L17
Biological process (GO): cytoplasmic translation
Cellular component (GO): cytosolic large ribosomal subunit; ribosome
Molecular function (GO): structural constituent of ribosome
Source: RefSeq, a predicted model, not a curated record